ACCGCAGACGGCGCCCGGCGGCGGCGCGAACGGCAGCUCUGAGGGUGGCUCGGGGCUCGGGGCUACCCGCGACUUCCCGCGUAGGGCCCGGCCCGGCAAGGACCUGCAGCCCCGGCGGCGCCGGAGGAUGCGGCCACGGCCCCGGGCGGCAGCAGCGGGAAGCCUGACGCCCUGCAGGUCAGCGGUUGAAUAGCUGGGGCCCUGGAGGCUUGAAGCCUUCACAGUGAUGGCAGAGAAGCGGCCACUGGGGACCCUGGGGCCUGUGAUGUAUGGCAAGCUGCCUCGCCUAGAGGCUGACUCUGGGCCUGGACACAGCCUGCCCCCCUCUGCUGGUAACCAGGACCCCUGCAGCUACAAGGGUGCCUACUUCUCCUGCCCCAUGGGGGGUGCUCCCAAGGCAGGGUCUGAGCGAGUGGCAUCCUGGGCUCCAUACCCCCCCUUGUAUCCUUCCACCAUGGCUGCACCCCCACUUCGGGCAGACAACCUGCUGCCCAGCUGCUUACUGUACCGCCCAGCAGCAGAAAGCUCUGAGAAGGUGCAAGACUCCGGCCCUGUUGACCUCCUGCCCUUCAGUCCCCAGGCCCAUUCCUACCCAGGCCCGCCACUUGCAGCGCCCAAACCUGUCUACCGGAACCCUCUGUGUUAUGGGCUCUCAACUUGCCUGGGGGAAGGGGCAGCAAAGAGGCCACUGGAUGUUGAUUGGGCGCUCGUGCCUGGGUCCCUGUUACCACCAGCUGACCCACCUUGUUCUCUGACCCCAGCUCCUGGCAAGGGCCAGUCCCUGGAUAGCACCUUCUUGCGUGGUGUGCCGGCCGGGGGAUCUGGCAAAGACCCCUCAGUGAGCUUCUCCCCGUGCCAGGCAUUCCUGGACAAGUACCGGACCAUCCACAGCACAGGCUUCCUGGCUUCCAAGUAUGCAGGUCCUUACUCUGGGGACCCCAAGCAGGCAUUGUCUGAAGGACCCCCCAGUCCUUGGACCCACCUGGCCCAACCCCUGGGACCAGCCUGCCAGGACGCAGUGCCCACCCACUACCCGCUGCCUUGCCCUCCAGCCUGUCGCCACCCGGAGAAGCCAGGCCCCUACAGCUCGGUGCUUCCCCUGCAGCCUCUGGGGGCACCCAAGGGGGCCGGGUACCCAGCCGGCGGGCUGAGCAGCCCCUACCUGAGGCAGCAGGCAGCCCAGACGCCCUAUAUGCCCCCAGUGGGGCUGGACACUUACUCCUACCCAGCUGGCCCCCUCCCGGCACCCUCGCCGGGCCUCCAGCUGGAUCCCCCUCUUGCUCCGCAGUGCCCGCUGGACUUUGCUCCCCAGACACUGGGCUUCCCUUUCGCCCGGGAUGACCUUUCUCUCUGUGGAGCAUCCCCAGGGCUCGGAGGGGCGCCAUCUUCCCAGAACAGCGUGCAGGCUGUGCCGCAGCCCAGUGCCUUCCAGCGGGCAUGCCAGCCUCUGCCUGCCAACCAGCCAUGCCCAGAGCCUGUGAGGCCAGCAGAGAAGCCAGUGCAGGAAGCCGAGAAGAUGUGGCUGCCCAGCUGCAGGAAAGAGCAGCUCCAGCCCCAGCUGGGUGAGCACCCUGGGGCACCCAUUGUAAUUGGAGACAGUCCAGUUCCCUGCACCCCACCAGCACUCCCACCCUGUGCCCAGGAGCGCCAGUCUCUUCCUCAGAACCAGGGCGUUCUGCCACCCAGCUCGCCACCAAUGCCUAUUAUUGACAAUGUCUUCAGUCUGGCCCCCUACCGUGACUAUCUGGAUGCUCAGGCGCCCGAGGCCACGGCUGAGCCUGACUCAGCUCCAGCCCCCAAAGGGAGCCAGGACAAAGACUGCAGGGGCACCCUGCCUGGCCAGGAAGCCCCCUCAAGGGCACACUGCUCACUUAGGGAGGAGGUGGCCCUGGACUUGAGUGUGAAGAAGUCUGUGGCAGAGGCUUCUCCUGUCAAGGUCCCUAGUCCUGUGGUGCCUGCCAGACCCACUGCAGCCACGGAUGUGCCAGGCAUGGGGAACACAGUCCCAGAUCUGCCAGACCCAAAAAAGGCAGUAAUAGAGGCACCAGAGCUGCCUGGGGAGCCAGUGACCACAGAGGCCUCCCCAAGGACCAACUUCCACAGCUCCGUGGCCUUCAUGUUCCGAAAAUUCAAGAUCCUCCGGCCAGCAGCAUUGCCUGCAGCUGUGGUCCCAUCCGUGCCCACCUCAGCCCCUGCCUCUACCCAGCCUGCACCCACCCCCCCAUCUGUGCCCCUUGGACUACAGAUUGUCACCCAGCCCUUGCCCAUGGCCUGCUUCAACCUGGCACUGCCCAGCCCUCCAGCUGUGGCUGUGGCCUCUCCCACCCCAGGCCCUCCCCUGGCCCCAUCGCCAGCUCCAGCCCGGGCUCCAGCUCCAGGUGCAGGCCCUGCUCCAGCGUCUACCCCAACCGGAGCAGAUUCCCCAGAGCAACACUUUGCAGGACUGCACGCAUCUCUGUGUGAUGCCAUCUCAGGCUCAGUGGCCCACUCCCCACCUGAGAAGCUGCGUGAGUGGCUUGAGACGGCUGGGCCUUGGGGCCGGGCGGCGUGGCAGGACUGCCAGGGUGUGCAGGGGCUGCUGGGCAGGCUGCUGUCCCAGCUGCAAAGCUUCGUGUGCACACAGCAGUGCCCCUUCCCCCAUGUGGUGCGGGCUGGUGCCAUUUUCGUGCCCAUCCACCUGGUGAAGGAGCGGCUCUUCCCAAGGUUGCCGCCCGCUUCCGUGGACCAUGUGCUUCAGGAGCAUCGCGUGGAGCUGCGGCCCACCACACUGUCGGAGGAGCGGGCGCUGCGGGAACGAGCCCUGCAUGGCUGCACAUCCCGCAUGCUGAAGUUGCUGGCACUGCGCCAGUUGCCUGACAUCUACCCCGACCUCCUGGGCCUGCAGUGGCGUGACUGUGUGCGCCGCCAGCUGGGUGACUUUGACACUGAGGCUGGAUCUGUGGCCUCCUCAGAAUCCACCACAGCCAGAGACGAGCUGGAGAGUCUAGCCCUGGCUGGGAAGUCACCUGCCCCCAAGGCCAGGAAGCCCGGGAGGAAGCCACCAACCCCUGGCCCGGAGAAAACAGAGGCACCUGCUGGGGGAGGGUCCAGUGGUGCCUCCCCUGCCCCUAUGGGCAGCACCAGCCCACCUGGCCCCACGCUCAGGGCCCGCUUCCGCAGCUUGCUGGAAACCGCCUGGCUCAAUGGCCUGGCCCUGCCCACUUGGGGGCACAAGGCCUCAGGACAGGAGCGGCCCUUGCCCCGCCCACAGCUGCUGGGGAGCCAGAGCCAUCACCUGUAGCGCUGGACAGCUACUGUCUGGGGAUUACUCUCCCUACCCCUCCCUUCUGCCAGCCCAGCUGCCCAGGGCCAGGAGUGGACAUGCCCUGGGAGGUUCUCCGGCUCUUACUACUCCCUCCUCCCACCGGACGGGGCUGAGGGCCCCUGAGCUUUUGACUUGAGGGCCUUUGUUGGCAAGGACUACUUCCUAUUUCUUCCUUAGAGAAAACGCGAGGGCUUGGGAGCCCAAAGCCUUGGGCUUGAAUCCUGGCUCGUGUGUUCCUUGCUGUGUGAUCUGGCCGGUCACCUCCUCCCUUGAGCCCUCAGGUCUCUGUUUGUAGAACAGGACAACCAGCCUACCUCACAGGACUGUUGUGGGAGUGAUGCCUGACACACCCAUUAUGGUUUCUUCUCUGCUCCCUCCCCAGGGCAGGGGCCUAGACCCCAGCCACAUCCUGGGAUUCGAGGCUAAGGCAAGCAGAACCUUCCUCUAGAAAGUUCCUAUACCACAGGACUUUGCUCUCUUACAGUGGGAUGUUGUUCGGUGUGCGUGACUUACACUUCCCAGAGGCGUCCCCCAGGAAAGCCUGCGGCUGCAGCCCAUGCCCCUCAUCCCCAGUCUGGAGCACCCCCAUCCCCCACCCCCCCGCUGCAGGGGGCACAGCCAUCCUUGUUCUGGGCCUGCUGCUCUCACCCCUGGGAGUCCCUAGGCUGGUCCUGAAUCAACAACACUGACUUCCCUGGGCUGUGUCCCCUACCUACGGCAUUACCCCAAGAAAGCGUGUGUGUGCUGGAAGCUUAGCAGCGGGGACUCAGGGACUAGAAGGCACAGGCUGAGUGAUGGCCUGGGAGGUCUCUGAAGAUAGGGAGUGGGGAUCCUGGCACUGCCAAAGCCCCAGUCAGCCUUGCCCGCUGUGAAUCACCCACCUGCAGAGGACUGAGCGACCCGAAGCUGGCAGACGGGCGUGGCCUGGCUGGCAUUCGUAACAAGGCUGCGGGCCCUGGAGGCAGGCCAUUAAGCAUUAAAGCUUUUGGGUUGUUUUUGGA
Manis javanica (Malayan pangolin) is the source of this 4305-nucleotide messenger RNA. RefSeq names its product chromosome 8 C15orf39 homolog (gene PRMT2IP). The record is from RefSeq and is a predicted model, not a curated record. Lineage: Eukaryota; Metazoa; Chordata; Mammalia; Pholidota; Manidae.